AUGAAUUACGAUUUGCGUAUGUAUUUAGGUGUAUACAAAUCUGAAGGUAACAGGUCUCAUGUGGUGAAUACAACAUGGGCAUUGAUGGUUCUUAUUGAGGCUGGGCAGGCCGAGAGAGAUCCCAUGCCGUUGCAUCGUACAGCGAAAGUCCUUAUAAAUUCUCAAUGUGAGAAUGGGGAUUUCCCACAUCAAGAGAUAAUGGGAAUCUACAAUGGGAAUUGCACUUGUUCGUAUGCUGCAUACAGAAACAUAUUCCCCAUCUGGGCGUUAGGAGAAUACUAUUGUCACGUUUUGCGCAACCAAAGCUAGGAAAAAUCACUAAUUCUAUGAAUAAAUGUACAACUAUAAUAAACUUUGCUU
Molecule: messenger RNA, 360 nt
Organism: Salvia hispanica
Lineage: Eukaryota; Viridiplantae; Streptophyta; Magnoliopsida; Lamiales; Lamiaceae
Source: RefSeq, a predicted model, not a curated record